Messenger RNA from Eurytemora carolleeae, 759 nucleotides. RefSeq names its product phosphoglycerate mutase 2. The record is from RefSeq and is a predicted model, not a curated record. Gene Ontology annotation, molecular function: intramolecular phosphotransferase activity. The coding region runs from base 181 to 705 and encodes 174 amino acids. Gene Ontology annotation, biological process: glycolytic process. The transcript is spliced from 9 exons. NCBI's taxonomy places the organism in Eukaryota, Metazoa, Arthropoda, Copepoda, Calanoida, Temoridae.
UGUGUAUCAUUCAACAGUAGAGAAUGUAAUAAAGUCUAAUCAUGAACAGAGCAACUUUAAUUCUUCUCAGACACGGAGAAAGUGAAUGGAAUAGUUCAAACAGAUUUUGUGGUUGGGUUGAUGUUGGUUUAUCUCCUCUUGGUUUUAAGGAGGCGGAAAUAGCAGGAAAAACUCUUAAGGAUGCAGGUGUACAGAGACUGGAGGUUAAAUGAGCGGCACUACGGUGGAUUGACUGGGUUGGAUAAGGCGGAGUGUGUCGUCAAAUAUGGAAAAGAACAGGUUGGGAUUUGGAGGCGAAGUUAUGAUGUCCAACCUCCAGAGAUGGAUUCUAAACAUCCGUUUUACUCUCAGAUCAUACAAAACAAGAAAUUUCAGGGUAUAUUAAGAGAAGAGGAAAUCCCCUGUUCAGAAUCCCUCGCAGAUCUUGUUCAUCGGACAACACCACUCUGGAGAGAUUCUAUUCUUCCAAACCUUGCUCUUGGUAAAACUGUUCUUGUUGUAGCACAUGGAACCUCACUUAGGGGUCUUGUUAUGCACAUAGAAGGAUUGUCAAGUGAAGAAAUUGAGAAGACGGAUCUACCCAACGGAAUUCCCUUCAUGUACCGGUACAACUCUAGUCUGGAUCUAGUAGAGAGAAGAGUGUACCUAGCAGACAAGGAUCAUGUACAGCAAGCAAUACUCAAAGUUUCCAAUAUCAACAGAUAAUUUGAUACUUUUGUAUAUUUGUAUAUUUGGAAUAAAAUUAUAUUUUUGUUUCUA